This is a messenger RNA of Fusarium graminearum PH-1, 286 nucleotides long. RefSeq lists its product as uncharacterized. NCBI's taxonomy places the organism in Eukaryota, Fungi, Ascomycota, Sordariomycetes, Hypocreales, Nectriaceae. Bases 39 to 218 code for a protein of 59 amino acids. The record is from RefSeq and is a predicted model, not a curated record. The transcript has a single exon.
UAGCUUUCUCAAGUCUAGUACCACAUAACCUAUUCAUCAUGGAGCCCGAGACUCGAGCCACUUCCUUUGGGAAGGAUGCCCACAAGACAAAGGACAAUGCCCCCAAGGGCAAGACCAGAAGCAAUUCUCUCUUCACCAUCAGCUCUGGCUUCACCUUUUUUGCUGCCCUUCCUGGAGGAUCCAAUUCAUCGUCUUUCCGGGCGUCCUCUUUCCGAUAAAUACCCAACACCAACUCUUGUUCUGUUACCUGUUUUCUGUCCCUCGUUUAUACCCAGUCCUUUUGUUU